This is a messenger RNA of Zea mays, 3142 nucleotides long. RefSeq names its product trihelix transcription factor GTL1. The transcript has 3 exons. The record is from RefSeq and is a predicted model, not a curated record. Lineage: Eukaryota; Viridiplantae; Streptophyta; Magnoliopsida; Poales; Poaceae. The coding region runs from base 757 to 2763 and encodes 668 amino acids.
UGAAAAUAUCUUUGUCUUAGAACUUGAAUAUAUAUGUCGAUACGCGCACAUUUACUUGUGGAGAAAUAACAAGAACACAUUAGAUAUCUAUAAUAUUCAUUAAUAUAUGCAUGAAAAACUAAAAUGCAUAUAUUUUCCCAACUUCAUAAAUCUAGUGAUAUAUACUCACAAUAAAUCCUAUAGCACUAGUGUAUAUCUAGUGGUUUUACACAUGUACCGUACCCCAGCAGCAGGCAGAAGCCUCCCCCUUUGUAGAGAGAGGUUCUUGGCUUUCUCUGCCUGCCCUUACAGCCCUCCACACUCUUUCGCCCCUUUCCAGUUGUCCAUGACCCCAUCCCUCCCUUUCACCACUGCCCCUUCUUCCUCCUCCCCCUAGCUGCACAGCCCCCUCGCUGCCAGUUUCCGUCAUAACCCGUCGUCCAGAGGGGCCGUAAGUCUCUCUAAUCUUGCUUGUGGCACUCACUCACUCUGUUCCUAGAAGAGAGACGGGAGGGAAAAGGGGACUGAGAGAGAUGGCCGGGUGUAGAAGCAAGAAUUCUCCCCAAUUCUGUCCCUGGGUUGUUUUCCUGGACAAUUGUUAGUUGGUAGUACGUAGUUGUAGACCACACACAGUCCACAGCCAGGAGAGGGACUGUGUGCUAGCUUAGUCGCAGUACCGGUGAAGUGAUGCUGCAAUUUUCUAUUCCCUAGGUCUUGCGAGCUGGUGGAUCAACGGAAUUUCUUGUUUUGUGCAGGGAACCAAAGGUGGCGGCGGCCAUGCUGCACCACCACGGUGGCGCCGGGUCCCCGUACAUGGCCCCGGAGACGGCUGGCACGGGCACGGGCACGGCCCCGUUCUCGCCGACGCCGACGGGGCUCGCCGUGUCUGUCACCGCCGCCAUCCCAGCCCUGCCGACGAUGCAGUUGCAGCCGGCGGGGUCGAGCGCUAAUUUCGAGGAAUUGGCAGCGGGCGGCUCCGGCGCCGGUGUGGCGGUCAGACUCCAGGACGAAGACAUGCAGGCCGACUUGGGCGCCAGCGGCGCGGGAGCGUCCGGCAACCGGUGGCCGCGCGAGGAGACGCUGGCGCUCAUCAGGAUCCGGACGGAGAUGGACGCCGACUUCCGGAGCUCCCCGCUCAAAGCGCCGCUCUGGGAGAACGUCGCAAGGAAGCUUGCAGGGCUGGGUUACCACCGGAGCGCCAAGAAGUGCAAGGAGAAGUUCGAGAACGUGGACAAGUACUACAGGCGCACCAAGGACGCCCGCGCCGGGCGCCAGGACGGCAAGAGCUACCGCUUCUUCUCGCAGCUCGAGGCGCUGCACGCCUCGGCGCCGCCUCUGCCGCCCCCGCCCUCGGGCAUGACCACGGUGCAAGCUGGCCCUCAUCAGCCGAUGGAAAUGGCAUGGACGGCGGGCCCUACGGUGCUGGGCCCUGCCGCCGUCGCCGGCCUGCCGGACCUCAGCUUCUCGUCGAUGUCCGAGUCCGACUCAGAGUACGACUCGGACGACGACGACGACGACUCUGGUGCGGGGGAGGAGGGCCUCAGCGGGGGCGAGUGCGACAGGGAGAUGAUGGCCACCUUCGAGAGGAUGAUGAAGCAGUUCACGGAGAAGCAAGACGCCAUGCAGCGCGUGUUCCUGGAGACGCUGGAGCGGUGCGAGGCAGAGCGCACGGCGCGCGAGGAGGCGUGGCGGCGCCAGGAGGUCGCCCGCAUGAACCGCGAGCGCGAGCAGCUCGCCAGGGAGCGCGCCGCCGCGGCCUCCCGCGACGCCGCGCUGAUCGCGUUCCUCCAGCGUGUCGGCGGGGGGCAGGGCGAGCCCGCGCGGCUCCCUCCGCACGGCGCCGGCGUCGUGCCCCCGCCGCCUAUGCCGGACUGCGCCCCUCCGUCGCCUCGGCGCCACGCGGCCGCCGCCUCGCUUCAGCAGCUGGUGCCCGUACCGCCCAAGGCGGUGGAGGCCUUGGCGCGCGCUGGAGGAGAGGGCGGCGGGUCCACGCCGUCGCGGUGGCCCAAGGAGGAAGUGGAGGCGCUGAUCCAGAUGCGGAACGAGAAGGGCGAGAAGUACCACGACGCGGGGGCCAAGGGGCCCCUUUGGGAGGACAUCGCCGCCGCGAUGCGGGGGAUAGGGUACAGCCGGAGCGCCAAGCGGUGCAAGGAAAAGUGGGAGAACAUCAACAAGUACUACAAGAAGGUGAAGGAGAGCAACAAGAGGCGCCCCGAGGACUCCAAGACCUGUCCUUACUUCCACCAGCUCGACGCCAUGUACCGCAACAAACACCGCAGCGGCACAGGCGGCAGAACGGCACCCAGAACGAACAUGGCCUCCGCCGUCGCCGUCGCAGCAACCGUGCAGGACAAUCCGAGCAAGCGCGAGCUCGAGGGAAAGAGCAGCAACGAUGCCGACAACCGGAAGAAUGACGAACAGGGGAACGUGCUUACUUCUCCCGCUAGCGGCGAUACAGCACCAGGUGGCGCCGCCAAAAACAAGACGGCAGAGGGCAAUGUGGAUGAUACAGAUGUGCAGCACCAGCACCAGCAGCGGUUCAGUGCGGACGAGACAGACAGCGACGACGACAUGGACAUGGCAAGAAACUACACAGUUUACACUGAAGAAGGCAACAACGAAGACAAAAUGAAGUACAAGAUGGGCGUCCAGGAGCGUGAUGUGAUCGGGAGCAGCGGCAACGUGCUUGCGCCACCACCAUCACCAGCAGCAGUAGCAGCGACGGCUGCGGCACCGACGAGUUCAGCUGCCCCAACGAGCAGCACCUUCCUUGCCGUUCAGUAGAGGGCAACGCUGCAGCAGGAGGCCCGGUGCCAGCCGAUCAGCACCAGUGCAUCACCACCUUUUGCGGCCCAUUAUCACCGAGUAUACUUGCCCUGCAUCUGAACCAUCCGAAUACCAUUUAUUGAUUUGUUCUGUAAUAAGUACCAGAUCAUGAAAACCCUCAAAAGGUAAAAAGAAGACAAUGAAGAACAGAGGAGGCAGCAGAGACGCCUAAACAGAAAGUUCUUUUCUUUUUUUCUCAUCAUAGGUCAUGUUAUACUUUACCUAUUGCUAACAAUUGUACAUUCAUGUCUCAGUCUCAACUUCCUGUAAUCUACUCCGACAGAAAUUGAUCAGGGUUUUGGAGUGGCGAAUCGACAUUAUUUCUUUCAGCCACAAA